AUGGCGACCAGCGACGAGCUCGCCCAGAUCGACAUCUCCAAGGAGGUACGCACGUCAUUACGAGCCCACCCUCCGCGCUGCGGAACGCCCGCCCGCGAGGUGUUCGACGGUUUGUCUGACCCACCGGUCCUGCAGGAGAAGGACAAGCUGGUGGCGGAUGUGAUGCGCUACAUGCUCUUCAAGACGCACCAGAACUCCGACUGCCCCAUCAAGCGGGAGGAGCUCACCGGGAUCGUCACCAAGAACUACCGCCAGCGUGCGCUGCCCACGCUCGUCAUCAACGAGGCCAAGGACAGGCUCGCCGCCACCUUCGGCUACGAGAUGAGGGAGCUGCAGAGGACCCGUGCGCCAGCCACGCGUUCUGGCCGACCGUCACAGCCGCAGCUUAACGUGGAGGCCAAGAGCUAUGUUCUGAUCAGCAACUUAGACCCUGAGGUGUACAGCAAGUAUGUAGAGGACAAGGGCGCUGCCCAUCUGUCUGGCUUUGCUUUCACUGUCAUUAGCACUAUUCAUCUUGCUGGUGGCAAAAUGCCCGAAGAGGACCUCUGGCAUCAGUUGAAGCGGGUGGGUGUGAAUGAGAAUGACGAGACUCACCCUGUUCUUGGUAACAAUAAGCAGACGCUCGAACACCUAGUGCAGCAAAGGUACUUGCUGAAGGAGAAAGUUGCUGGACCAGAAGGCCAUUUCAUGAUGUAUGAGCUUGCCGAGAGGGCAUUGGAUGAAUCCAUCAGUGGGAAGAUUAAAGAUCAUAUUUCACAGCCAUACAAACCAUGA
Miscanthus lutarioriparius is the source of this 774-nucleotide messenger RNA. NCBI's taxonomy places the organism in Eukaryota, Viridiplantae, Streptophyta, Magnoliopsida, Poales, Poaceae. The record is from the annotation of a GenBank genome assembly.